GAGCCAACAGCUCAGCACAACUCCCCAUCAGGCUACCUGCCUCUCCAGCGCUCAUUUCUGCGUCUCCUGCGCCGUUCAGCAGCCGACUGAACACGUUUACAGCUUCGUCCGCGUCUUGAUUACCUGCUGCAACAUGGGGAGCGACGAGAAAGCCGUAGCCAAGACUGCGGAGAAGGAAACUGCCGGCCAGAAGCGUAAGGCUCCGGAAGGCGCGAAGAUCACGUCGUUCUUCAAGCCUGGGGACAAGGAAGAGGAGACCCCCAAGGGCAAGACGGAGGCUAAGAAGGAGACGGAGAAGGAAUUCAAGGACGAUGACGAUGACGAAGACGAUGAGGACGCUGAGGAGGAAGGAGACGACGACGAUGAGGAGGUCGAUAGCGACGAAGAGGACAUGGCGCCCAAGAAGAAGAAGCGGCGGACGCGCGCCAGUGACAGCGACGACAGUGGCGACGAGUCGGAGCCUGAUCUCAAGAUGACUGAAGACGAUCUGAUUGGUGUCGACACGUCCAACAUCAUCCCACGCUCACGACGUCGUGCUGCGGCGGCUGCCAUGGUUUUGGCCUCGGAGGAGAUCGCUGCUGCUAAGGGCGUCGCACCUGCUGCUGCUGCAGCGAACGGGGACGAUGAUGAUGACGGCGAGUCUAGCGACGAGGCCGAAUUCUAAGUGGAGGCAACGGAUGCUGCUUCACAUUUGAGAUAUACCCUUUUCAAGCAUUGCUCUUAUCUAUCUAUUGGAGUGACUCUUUCGCUACCUA
Phytophthora infestans T30-4 is the source of this 755-nucleotide messenger RNA. RefSeq lists its product as uncharacterized. The record is from RefSeq and is a predicted model, not a curated record. The transcript has 2 exons. The coding region runs from base 134 to 664 and encodes 176 amino acids. Lineage: Eukaryota; Oomycota; Peronosporomycetes; Peronosporales; Peronosporaceae.